This is a messenger RNA of Podarcis lilfordi (Lilford's wall lizard), 5376 nucleotides long. The record is from the annotation of a GenBank genome assembly. NCBI's taxonomy places the organism in Eukaryota, Metazoa, Chordata, Lepidosauria, Squamata, Lacertidae.
CGUCCUUUCCCUUUUCUGCCGCUCCCCCGCCUCCUCCUCAUUUUGUAAGGCGCGUUCCAUCGGCCGCUCCAGCCGCCGGAGAGACGGCUUGCAUCUGCCAAGCGCGGGGGCGCCGGCGGGAUCUGUUCGGCUGCCUCUUAAACCCGGGUGUCGAGAGCGUGCGAAGAAGCAGCCGAGUUAGCGCGGAGCGGAGGAACCACGCAGUAAUUGGAUUUUUUAAAAAUUACUGAAAAGCCCUUGGAGUAAAAUGCGCGGAUCAAGCGGGAGAAGCAAUCGUAAUCCGUUUAACUCUGAAGCCUAAAAUCCCAGGCAUUUUUUAUUUUUUUAAAAGGAACGGAGAGCAAGCGAAAUUGCCACGGAGGGACUUUCUCAAGGACUUGUUCUUCCACACCCGACGCCUCCAAUGAAACUUUUUUAUAUAUAAAAAGGAAGAAAACCCCUAUGGACUGAUUUCGCGCGGCGGGGAAAAAAGACUCCAGCCCUUGCGAUUUCGUUGGGAACCAGGUACUUUUGGGACAAACCGAGGCGUGUGUUUUGAGUGUUGGAAAGACCCGUUCCGGAGGCGAGGCAAACGCGGAGAGGCUUCCCGGUCCUGGCUGCUCCGCAGACGGAUCCCUGCACAGCCCUUUGGCGAGCGAUCAACGGGAAAGCCGGCUGAGCGAGCGAUCCGCCCCUCCCGCCUCCCCCACCCGAGAGCAGGCGGCUGCAAGAGCGAGCCGAGCCAGCCCCGCCGCCGCCUGACCCCUUUUGCAGCUCGCCCCGUUGGGGGAAAGUCGCGGAGGUCCGGCGGCUCUUGCCUUGGGAGCCCCGAGGCGCCAGACUGCGCAGACCUCCCUGGUGCUCCGCGCUUCUCUCCCGGGUGCGCGCGUGUUCGGCUGCCCGCCGCUGCGCCGGAUCAUGGGCCGGGGAGCGGCGUCGUGCGGGAGGCGGGCGGCGCCCCUUCCUCGUCCUGCCGCGGGCCUGUGGGCCUUGGCUUGGUGCGCCCUGGUCUGGGGCUUCCCUCGGGGCGCCGGCGCGCAGCCUUACCAGGGCGAGAAGGGCAUCUCGGUGCCGGACCACGGCUUCUGCCAGCCCAUCUCCAUCCCUCUGUGCACGGACAUCGCCUACAACCAGACCAUCUUGCCCAACCUGCUGGGCCACACGAGCCAGGAGGACGCGGGCCUGGAGGUGCAUCAGUUCUACCCGCUGGUGAAAGUGCAGUGCUCGCCCGAGCUGCGCUUCUUCCUGUGCUCCAUGUACGCGCCCGUCUGCACCGUCCUGGAGCGCGCCAUCCCGCCGUGCCGCUCGCUCUGCGAGAGGGCGCGCCAGGGCUGCGAGGCCCUCAUGAACAAGUUCGGCUUCCAGUGGCCCGAGCGCCUCCGCUGCGAGAACUUCCCCGUCCAGGGCGCCGACGAGAUCUGCGUGGGCCAAAACACCUCGGACACCUCCGGGGGCGCGGGGGGGACGGGCGGCGGCGCCUACCCCCCCGCCGCCGCCUCCUCCCCCACUCCCCCUCUGCCCGACCCCCCGUCGCACCCUCUGCCCCCCUCCAGCUCCGCCUUCUCCUGCCCCCGCCAGCUCAAGGUGCCCCCUUACCUGGGCUACCGCUUCCUGGGGGAGAGGGACUGUGGCGCCCCCUGUGAGCCGGGCUUGCCCCACGGGCUGAUGUACUUCAAAGAGGCGGAAGUCCGUUUUGCCCGCCUGCUGGUGGGCAUCUGGUCCGUGCUGUGUUGCGCCUCCACCCUCUUCACCGUGCUGACCUACCUGGUGGACAUGCGGCGCUUCAGCUACCCGGAGAGACCCAUCAUCUUCCUCUCGGGGUGUUACUUCAUGGUGGCCGUGGCGUACGUGGCCGGCUUCGUCCUGGAAGACAAGGUGGUGUGCGUGGAACGCUUCUCCGAGGACGGCUACCGCACGGUGGUGCAAGGCACCAAGAAGGAGGGCUGCACCAUUCUCUUCAUGAUCCUCUACUUCUUCGGCAUGGCCAGUUCCAUCUGGUGGGUCAUCCUCUCGCUCACCUGGUUCCUGGCGGCCGGCAUGAAGUGGGGCCACGAAGCCAUUGAGGCCAACUCCCAAUACUUCCACUUGGCCGCCUGGGCUGUGCCGGCCAUCAAGACCAUCACCAUCCUGGCCAUGGGGCAGGUGGACGGAGAUGUUCUCAGUGGGGUCUGCUACGUGGGCAUCUACAGCGUGGACGCCCUGCGGGGCUUCGUCCUGGCUCCGCUCUUCGUCUACCUCUUCAUCGGCACCUCCUUCCUGCUGGCCGGCUUUGUGUCGCUCUUCCGGAUCAGGACCAUCAUGAAGCACGAUGGCACCAAGACGGAGAAGCUGGAGAAGCUGAUGGUGAGGAUCGGGGUCUUCAGCGUCCUCUACACGGUGCCGGCCACCAUUGUGCUGGCCUGCUACUUCUACGAACAGGCCUUCCGGGACACCUGGGAAAGGACCUGGCAACUGCAGACCUGCAACAGCUACGCCAUCCCUUGCCCUGCCAACGUGGCCCCCAUGAGCCCCGACUUCACGGUCUUUGUCAUCAAGUACCUCAUGACCAUGGUUGUAGGCAUCACCACCGGCUUCUGGAUUUGGACGGGCAAGACCCUCCAGUCCUGGCGCCGCUUCUACCACAGACUCAGCACCGGGAGCAAAGGGGAGACGGCUGUAUGAGCUUCUUCCGUCCCAGGCAGGCUGUCUCCCCAAAGCUGCUCUCUUGCUUCUUGUGGAGAAGACUUGGUUGUAGAAGGAAAGAGGGAACUGGUGAGACGCCUGCUGUUUUCCUUCAAACUCUGCCUCUUCUUCUUGCCACCGAAAAGAUAAAGAUGGUUGCUUGCUUGUUUCCCCUUGCAGGCUGGCCAAGUUGAAGAGUUGAAGAUUAAGUGCCCUUCUUAAGACUGCUCCUCAGGACAGUAAAUUUCUUAACCCUGUGAUAAUUUCUUUACUUCCCAUCCUGGUUUUUUUUUUAAAAAAAGUGCUGCAGUAUCUGUUCAAAGGGAAAUAUUGGGAUUGUGCCAGGGAUAGAAGCUGGGGAGACAGCAUAGGAAAGGGAAGAAAAGCAAUAUAUCCCCCCCCCAAAAAAACAACAAAUUGGUCACAUUUGUGGAUUUAUGUGCUAACUCCCCCACCUCAAAUCCAGAGUUCCUGAUUCACAGCCUUUGUCAACUGCAUCCUGGCGGAUUUUAUUUUUCUCAGACAACACUGCAAAUUGGAAGUCUUGCUCCCUGUACUUCUGUUUUGUGUGUCUUCUGUCUGCAAACUUCUUUAGGAAUCUUCAGUUCCAUCCUCUGCAUGACUUACUCAGAAAACCAUCCAUUUAAUUUCAAGGCUCUUACUCCUAAGUAAGUAUGUGCAUAGGAUUUUAGCGUCCUCUAUAGACUUACUUGUGAGUAAGACCCCACUGGGUCUUCCGCCUGAGUAGACCCGUUUAGGAUUUCCCUGUUAAGUUUCACUGAGCUCUAUGAAACUUCUCUCCUGAGUUAAUGCAUGUUAAAUUGGCUCUGCAGAAAACGUUUUCUCUUCUACUUCAGCUUUAAAAGUUUUUCCCCCCCAAAUGAAUCCCUGCUUUGGCAGAAGGUAUCUUGCUGGGGUGGGGGAGGAGAGGAGCUUUCUGUGUAGGAUUCUGAAAAAAGAAUUGACAUGUUGAUUUUCAGUAGAAUGCGAUUUACCCUCUUCCCUUUUGUUAGCGGAGACAAAAGAGAAACAAAAGUGUAUUUCUCUGCAGCAAGGCAUAAGCAUGGGAUCAGUUUUUUAUGGGGAAACUUAACAAAGAAUUUGUUGAGGUUCAGCCAUGGAGCUCGCUGGCUCAGUCAGGUCCACAUUCCUUUUAUGAACACAAGAGGGAAGUUUCAGAAAGGUCUCCUGUUUAACUCAAUCUGAGACUCACUCACUGUUGUUUGUUUGUUUUUUUAAAAAAGGGAGUUUUAAUUUGGAACACUUGACAAAACAGGCCACAUCAAAAUACGCAAAGCAGGCGGUUAUAAUAUCUCUUGGUCACAAGGCUGCAGUUUCCUCUGCUAAUUACAGAGAUCACCCUUAAAUACUGAAAAAGGGGGAAAGACUUUGAAACCGACAACUGCAGCAGAAAGAUAUUUAUCAGCCCAGACCUAAAUCCCGUUCUCUGUUCACGUGGUUUUAAAAGCCCGUUGAAAUCCGUGUUAUAGUUUCUUUUUUAAAAAUCUAAUUCUGUGCCGGGUUGUGGCCAUUAUUAUGGAGAAAUAGAUUUUAUCGGAAACGAGACUUUCAGUGCACUCCUGUCCAUUUUUACGCUGGUAUAAGUUCUGCUGGGUUCGCUGGGGCUUAUUCUGUGGUGAAUGUGUUAAUUUUGUGUGCUUGACCACCAUCCAGCAAAAAGUUGUCGUAAGGCCACAAACCUGUGCACACAUAACCAGGAAAAAAAAGUUCCACACAUUGGUGCUUACUUAGGAUCCGAGUGGCCUGUAAUUAAUCAUCUCUAACUUGAGUCCCAUUGAUGGGGAAUUAUGACAUGUCCCAAACAGCUAAUUUUUUGGGUUGUGCUGAAGCUGUUAAAUGAAUGGUAAACUGCAACUGCUGGUUUCUCUUCUUCCUAAACUGGGCAGUUCUUUAAAAAAAAAAAAAGCAUAAUAAAUACAUGUUCAGAGUCUGCCUUGCUGUAUUCUGUGAGUAAGGAAUACUUCUGAGUAGACCAGUAUAGGGUGGUGCUGUCUCUUUCCUUGAACCUUGUUAAAUAGAAAGUCUUCUGAAAUAAGAAGGGAAAGGGUGUUUUCAGCACAGCAUCAUCAUAUGUGAAAUUCUCCAGACAGCCAUUCAUCGAAAUAAAUUAAGUUUUACUUCAGAAGCAUUUCAUGUUCCUUUCUGAAAUGUUCCAGUGCUCUCAAGUCUCUUAAAUUAUGUUAAAUUGACCUUUUCAUAUAUAGAUAAAUUAGGGGGUUUUCUUUCUUUUUUUAAGCUUUCUGCGAACCUAAGGGGUUUGAAUUUAUUUUUGCUUGAAAGACUAAUUGGAGAACUGCAGGCUUUUUUAACAAGCUCUGCUUCCAUUUCCCCUUCCUAUGGCUGUAAUAACUUUCUUCUUUAUAUGUAUGAACGGAAAUCCAAGUUUUUAAAUAAAUAGAAAGUAGUGGAAAGGGAAAGUCAUCUGGGUGUGAGUGUGUGCAGGGCGUAAUGUUUGAGAAUGAGGCAGCAAAAGAGAAAAAACCCCACCCCAGUAAUUUUGCAGUAUGUUUUGUCUCCCUGGUUCAGAGAUCCUGGUUUGUUUGUUUUUUAAGACAAUAAGACCAGCUAAAAGUACAAGAUGUAUAUUUUGUAAAUCUGACAUUUUGUAAGAAUAUAUAUAUGUAUUUAUGUUUUUAUUUACUUUUUUGUCUUCAAAUGGUCUGUGUAAGACCCAUUCAUAUGUACAGAACACAAAAAUAAAUGGAUUUUUAAUAC